UUUUAGUAGUGCUUUGAACAAAAGCAAAAUUAGCCGUUUCAGUCCUUCUUAAUGCAGAUCAUUUCGGGCUUGUGGCAAAAGUAGUCCACAUUGAGAAUUACCAUUCCUAACUUUAAAUGUUUAUACUCCAUCAAAGGACAAAAGAAGAAAAAUAAAGAGGGAGGGAGAGUAAGAUCUCUUCUGGUGAAGGUCCCAGGUGUUUUAUGAUUCAAACAAGGUGGUGUUGGCCACAAAAGUAUAAAACCACAAAGAAGAAAAAGCAGAAGGUUUCUUUCUUUUCGCCAUUUUUGGUCCCAUAUUUUUGUAUCUUUUUAGACCCAAGAAAAAUCAUAUUUUUACAAGGAAACCACUGAGAAAAAAAGGAUUAGAGUUUCUGGGUUUUGCAACUUUCAGUCAGCACUGAGUUUUGGGUUUUGUAUGAUCCCUUGAAUCUGCCCUGUUUUGCGUGUUGAAUGAGAUCCAGGCUGAAUGUGGUAAGAAGAAAGUUGUGUUCUUUUGGGCCUUGUAUUCCUGAAUAUUUACCAGGAAGGAUAAAGGCCAAAAGGGUUGGAGGAAAGUGCGUUUUUGGUCACAAGAGUCUGCAGAGAGUGAGUAAUUUGCAUAAAAAGGAGGAAAAAUUGCUCCUUUUUUGGAACUUUUUCUGGCUUUCUCUCUUUUUGGUGGGUGGAAAAUGAGAUUGCAAGUUGAAGCGUAAAAAUAGCAACAGAGGUACUUGGAAUUAUUCUCAGGUUUACUUAAUUAGUCCAUCUUAUAUUGCUUGUUGAAGUUGAUUUUUUCUCAAUUUUUGGAAAUUUGGAAGGGUUUUUUACUGACCUUUUUGUAGUUCUUACAGUUUGCGUUCACAUUUAUGAUUAGUUGGCAGUGAAUUUUUUUAGUUUAAAUGUUAGAAAUGCAGAGAACCCAUAUUUUGUAUUUUCCUUGUGAAUGUCGUUGGUGUGGUUUGAGAUCAGAGAGCAUGUGGAAUUUCUGUUCAUAGUCUGUAGGAUGAUGUGGUUGGAGUAGCUUUUGGUAUGCUAUUGUUGUAAUCUUGGUUCUGUUGAACAAUUAAGGUGCAUUUUUUAUGAUCCUACCCUUUUUUAAAGUUAUAUUUCAUUUGGAAUAGAUUACAUAGUGUUUGAGUAGGGGAGUAAUUCAGAAUGGCGAAAAAUGAACAAGAAAUGCGAUCGUUGGCCUUGAUUCCAACAUGGUCUGUUGCUACUGUGUUGACAAUUUUGUUGGCUGCUUCUCUGCUUGUUGAGCGCGGAAUCCAUAGGCUAAGCUCUUGGCUGCGGAAAACUGAUCGUAAGCCCUUGGUUGAAGCUGUGGAGAAAAUGAAGGAAGAGUUGAUGUUACUUGGGUUUAUCUCUCUCCUUUUGACGGCUACCUCAAGCAUGAUAUCCAAUAUUUGCAUUCCAUCAAAGUUCUACGAUAGCAGUUUAACACCAUGCUCUCGGUAUGAGAUUAAUGAAGAAAUUGAAAAUAAUUCGUCCCAAGAAAACCGUAUUCCCUGCAAAGAGGGUUAUGAACCAAUUGUUUCUUAUGAAGGCCUUGAGCAGUUGCAUCGCUUCAUCUUUAUCAUGGCAAUAACACAUAUAUCCUACAGCUGCUUAACGAUGUUGCUGGCAAUAGUGAAGAUUCACAGCUGGAGAGUGUGGGAGGAUGACGCUCGAAAGGACCGACAUGAUUCAUUGACUGAGAUCACACGGCAGUUGACAAUGCGAAGGCAGUCUAGCUUUGUAAAUCCGUCAACUCCUGUUGUCAGGAAUGACAUUUUUAUCUGGGCGAUAUGUUUCUUCCGGCAAUUCGGGCGUUCAGUGGUUUGUGCUGACUAUUUAACACUCCGCAAGGGUUUCAUCAUGAAUCACAACCUUUCGCCAAAGUAUGAUUUUCACAGCUAUAUGAUUCGGUCUAUGGAAGAGGAAUUCCAAAGGAUUGUUGGUGUAAGUGCCACACUCUGGGGAUUUGUUGUUGCUUUCAUGCUGCUUAAUGUAAAAGGCUCUAAUCUUUAUUUCUGGAUUGCAAUCAUUCCAAUUGCGCUAGUUCUGCUUGUGGGAAUGAAGCUGCAGCAUAUUAUUGCAACCCUAGCAUUGGAGAAUGCUGGUAUAACUGGAUCUCGUCGAGAAGCAAAGCUGAGGCCUCGGGAUGAUCUUUUCUGGUUCAAGAAGCCCGAACUUUUGUUGUCCUUGAUCCAUUUUUGUUUAUUCCAGAAUGCAUUUGAAUUGGCUACAUUCUUUUGGUUUUGGUGGCAGUUUGGGUAUAAUUCUUGCUUUAUCCGAAAGCAUUGGCUCGUGUAUAUGAGGCUGAUUUUAGGGUUCGCCGGGCAGUUCUUGUGCAGCUACAUCACCUUGCCACUGUAUGCCUUGGUUACUCAGAUGGGAACAAAUUAUAAGGCGGCAAUAAUUCCACAAAGGAUAAGAGAAACAAUUCAUGGAUGGGGAGAGGCAGCUAGAAGAAGAAGAAGGCUAGGCAUAUCCAACGAUGGUUCAACCAUACGCACAGAAACAAGCACAUUAGUAUCGCUCGAGGAAGAUGAUGAUCAAACGCUUGAUUGCCCUGCAGAUGAUGCUAAUACGCAUAAUGGAAUUGAAAUGCAACCGGUUUCUAGUUCUCCGGCCAGUCCUUGCCCAGUUGAUAACGAAACCUCAAGCACGCCAGCUACACCCCUUCUUCAAGCAUCGGCUUCUAUUUCUUCUUCAUCGGUUUCAUUGACUAUUCAAACAGAAGGUUUUCAAAGAUCCGCAUCAAUGCCAGCUAGAAGGGAAUGAAGCAUUGCUCAGCAAUGAUGGUAACGAAAAAUCGCAUGACUAAGAAUUUGGGAUCCAAUUGAAUGAGAAAGUAUUAGAAAUGGGAAUUGUGUAUAUUUUGCUUCCCUCCAUAUGUACUAUGAAAAAUACUUAAAAGGGCGUAGAGGUAAUAGAAUACUCGCGGGAUGUAACAAUGCGACACGAUAUUGCAGUUAGAAUGUAAAUAUUUGAUGUAAUAGCUAUAUAUAUGAAAUUUAGUGUGUCACUGACUAGUGAUCAAUGAUGCGAGCUUGGGGUGAUAUUCGAAUGUAACUUGACAAUGAGACAUCUUACUGGUGUUACUUAUCAAGGUGAUGAAUGUACCGCCGGGGCAAGUUUUUGCCCGGUUUGAUCAAA
Messenger RNA from Pyrus x bretschneideri (Chinese white pear), 3119 nucleotides. RefSeq names its product MLO-like protein 11. The record is from RefSeq and is a predicted model, not a curated record. The transcript has 15 exons. Gene Ontology annotation, cellular component: membrane. Lineage: Eukaryota; Viridiplantae; Streptophyta; Magnoliopsida; Rosales; Rosaceae. The coding region runs from base 1137 to 2744 and encodes 535 amino acids. Gene Ontology annotation, biological process: defense response.